AGACAAAAGUCGAGAUUUACCGUGGAAACAUGUAACUUAGCGCGCUAAUAAUGAGCUACCGGGGUUUAUUACUUGUUUGGUUUGGUGUUAGUUGAUCCAACACGCAGUCUGAAUGUUGCUGUGACAUCUCGGAAGAAUGAAAACUCGGGAUUCUCCACCACCGCCGCCACCGGUUCACGUCCACGUACCGGAGACCACACCUGUACAUGUUCAUAUGAGGAGGAGUCCCAGCAACACCCCACAGAACAGGACAAAAGAUGCCCAGGUGAACGGAGCGGGAGGGAGGCCGAAGGUCCGGUCGCCGUGGAUUCCUCCAGGAAGACUGUCCUGCCGAAGAGAUGGGGGCUCAUCCAAGUGCCAGAGAAGCCGAGUGCAGCAUCAGCCAGGAAGUGGGAUCGGAUGUCAGCAUGAUGGAGAAGCGCAGGAAGAAGAGGUGGAUGCGGUGUCCAAAAACCUCAGCGUCCUACUCCGAGAGCAAGAAGCCAGUCGCCGUUUAAAGAAGUCGGAUUCUAGAGGUCAACACAGAGAGACCGACGUGCUCCUGAGGGCGCUCGUAGAGGCAGAAAUCGACGGCGUAGCAGUAGCUAAUCAGCUGACAGCCCUGAAGGCAACUAUCGACAGCCUCGCUAAGGACAAGCGGCUGUCAAAGUUACACGCGGCUUCGCUGGGACGACAGCAGGACUUGUUAUUAGAGAAGAUAGAGAUGUUUGACAACACAAAUCAAAGUCUUCGAGAGCUCCUCAGAGAGUGGAGUGAAUACGAGAGAGAUUCACUGGUGUGGUCAGAACAGAAAGACGCAUUAAGGAAGAGACUGGCCGACUGCGAAGCAGAGAACAUUCGACUUUUGGCCAAACUCACCAACAAGGAGAAAGAGGCGUCCAAGCUGGCUGAGCAUCUGGACUUUGAAAAGGACAAUGUGAAGACGACGGAGGAGCUUUCAAGAAUCCUGGAGUCGACACGCGACCAUCUGGAGUCUCAGCUGCACCGAGCAGAAGCUGAAAAGGCCCAACUUGCUGCUCAGAUUCAGAGGAUGCAGCAGAGCCAGGAGCAGCAGCGGAAGGAGCUCCAGGCUCUGCAGGAGGAACUGCAGACUCAGAGGCAGCAAAGGGAAGAAGAGGAGGAAAAGGAGGAGGAGCAGGGGAGGCGAGACCAGGAAGCUCUGGCUUUGCUGACCCAGCGGGCUGAGCGAGCCGAGGAGUCCGUCAGAGAGCUCGCAGAAAAACUUCAGGAGAAGGAAACCCAGUUGGCUCAAGCUCUGUCCACAUCCAGUGACUGGUGCCUGCGACACUCUAAAGAGGCAGCUGCUAAAGGACAGAUGGAAGAGGAGCUCUCUGCUCUCCGACUCCAGGUGACCGAGCUGAGUUCUCAGCUUCGCUCAGCGGAGGAGAAGAGCCGGGCAGAGAGGGAGGAGCUCAGGGAUCAGCUUCAUCAUCUCAGCGCUGGAAACGCCUCCACCAAGCUGGACAACCAGCGACUCAAGGGUGAGCUGACGUCAAGUGAUGAGAAACUCAGGGGACUUCAGUCUGAAGCCCGUCAGCUGAAGUCAUCAAUCAAAAAGUAUGAAAACCUGGUGGAGAAAUACAAGAAGAAGGUCCAGCAGGCACGUCUGGAAUCAGAAGAGCACUGCCUGAAGCUGGAGAUGACGCAGCAGGAGAUGCGGGACGUGAAGGUGAGCCUGGAACGGGAGAGGGAGCACGUGAGGAGGGAACUGCUGGGCCGGCUCAGAGAGCUCGAGACGCUGCCUGACAGACUGAGGAGGACGGAGCAGCAGCUCCGAGACGCCCAGCAGGAGGUGGACGCCCACGAGAGGAGGAAUAUGGAGCACAGCUCUGCCCUCUCUGAAGUCAGACACAAGGUGGAACAGCAAGGCUCUCAGCUGGAGACAUUUCAGCAGAGGAACCUGCUGCUGCAGGAGGAGAACAACGUUCUCAAAGAGAAAAUUCAGAACUUAGAAAGGAGGCUGGAGGACGUGAAGGUAGAAAACAAAGACAUGUCUCAGGCUCUCACCUCAAAGGAAGCUGAUAUCCGCAGCAUUCAGCAGCAGCUGGAGGAGAAGACUUGUGAGUGCAGCAUCCUGUCCAGACAGCUGCAGCAAACUCUGGACGAUGCACAGAGACAGGUUGAUGACGGCAUGCAGAGGGUUUUGGCCAAAGAGAGAGUGUCCCAGUCUAAAGCUCUGGACCUGCAGAGCCAGCUGAGCCGAGCCAAAGCAGAGCUGAGUCAGCUACAGCGAAGCAAGGAGGAGAUGGAGCGUCGUUUCCAGAGUCAGCUGCAGAACAUGAAGGACAGACUGGAGCAGGCAGACUCUACAAACCGCAGCCUGCACAACUACGUUCAGUUUCUCAAAACCUCAUAUGGAAACGUAUUUGGUGACUCUUUGCUUCCAAGCUGACUGAUAAAUUCACCAACCUGGCCAGCAUUCAUCCAUUCCCAAAACACUGUAGUAGAUCAAAUUUACAUUUACUGAGUUUUAUACUAUCUAUGAAAUGAAUAAAGUUUUCUUUUUAUUAAAAUGUUUUUGUUUGUUUUUAAUUACCUCGGAUUUAUUUAUAUGGU
Toxotes jaculatrix (banded archerfish) is the source of this 2556-nucleotide messenger RNA. Its product is annotated as outer dense fiber protein 2-like. Gene Ontology annotation, cellular component: centrosome. Gene Ontology annotation, biological process: regulation of cilium assembly. The transcript is spliced from 17 exons. NCBI's taxonomy places the organism in Eukaryota, Metazoa, Chordata, Actinopteri, Toxotidae. The record is from RefSeq and is a predicted model, not a curated record. The coding region runs from base 137 to 2392 and encodes 751 amino acids.